Panonychus citri (citrus red mite) is the source of this 5325-nucleotide messenger RNA. RefSeq lists its product as uncharacterized. The transcript is spliced from 2 exons. NCBI's taxonomy places the organism in Eukaryota, Metazoa, Arthropoda, Arachnida, Trombidiformes, Tetranychidae. The coding region runs from base 1205 to 5053 and encodes 1282 amino acids. Gene Ontology annotation, molecular function: actin monomer binding. The record is from RefSeq and is a predicted model, not a curated record.
AUUUCCAUUCUAAUGGGCAAGUGGCGCUCAGUUGAUCAACGAAACGAUUUGAUUAGAUCUGGUCAAGGAAUGGAACAAGUGAGUAAACAGGAUUUUUGGAAUCUUUUCAAGAGCAUGUUACUGGACCUGCUAAACAUGAAUAGAGAGAAGGGCGGGUGUUAGUUGAGUAGAAGAGAGAACAUCAAGUUGGUAUCAAGUUCUCAGUGGAAAAGGUUAUUCACCGUUAUUCCAAUCCAGUUUGUUCUCUAAAUGUUCAGGUUAUAGUGGAACUUGUUGUGUUCUUUUCAUUCAACAAAACUUUCUGUUCUUUCAUUUCUAUGAUCAAAGUGAUAGUUUGAAUAAAUCUUUGUUCCGGUUAUUGGAAAUUAUGUUAAAUAUUUCAUUCCAUUUGUUUCUUUAAUCCACCGAAAGUUUGUUAUUCAAAUUCAACGAGUUCAGUUGAUUUGUGUUCAUGUAAUUGUCAUUUCUUUUCCAAUUCUGAUUCACCAUGAUUCCAAUCAUUUUCCAUCGCCAGAAUUUCAUCAUUAUUUCACUUUAAUUCAUCUUUCAAGCUCAUGUUGUUAAUCUCCUUCAAUGUUUAAUCUUCAUCAUCGCCCUAAUUUGUGAUCAACUAUUUGUUAUUUGGUAAGUCAACAUUUCAAGAUGAACAUGAUUAGUAUUUCUCAGCAUAAAAAUUGUCACCAACUUGUAGUUAAAUUCUGACACCAUUCACAUGGGAAAUGUCUUAACAUUUAUACAUAUAAAUCAACAAAUUACUCAAUGAGUUACUACAUUGACGAGAUUAGUGUGGAUGCUUAAGGCCAUGGAGAUAAUUCCCGGAAUCAGGCCAAAGAAUUAAUUUACGAUAACAUCUUAAUAACAAACGAACUGGGCAACUAAGUAACGAUAAUAAUCUAAAUUGAGCCUAAUUUAUGUCAACGAUCAACUAACGAAAUUACUAUUAUAUUGUAAUUGGUACCAAACACUGAGAAUCGUUUUUGACAAGAUUAUUUAUUAAUCUUUUCGCCUUAAGCGUGACUAAAGUAAUAGGGUUAACAUGUUAUUUAAAGCUACAAUUGUUAUCAACAGAGUGAAAAUCAAAUAUUAACACAUUUGAAUGUUGUGAUAACCUCAACAGAUUGACAGACAAUUAUCGUUCUCGAUGAUAUAAUUCAUCAACUACCUGGAACACCAAGUCAACACCAACUUUUAAUAAUAGCAUCAGAUGAGCUGCUUACAUUUGUUCACGUGUCAAUGUUUCCCACGAAGCCUCUUAGUUAACAAAUUAAGAUCAUCAAAGAUGAAAGUAUCUCUCCAAGAAAAUUGCUCCUACAAUCAAGAUAAAUCAUCCACAUUGAAUAGACCAACAGUGUCACAGGAAUUUGAUAACUUGUCCAGUUACACUCUACCUCGUGGUAAUCAAUAUAAAUCGUCAUCUCUACCACCCCCACCACCUACAAGAACCACCAAAGUGACCAAUCAAUCAUCAAUAUCGAACACAAUUAAAAACUCAAGACCAGUUUCUAUUACAUCUAAUUCACUGACCAUGAGUGCUGAAGAUGAUUCAUGUGCAAUUAAUGAACUUCUUGAAGGUCGAAUGAAUUUGACUGUACUUUUACCUCCCGAACUGAUUCGAGGUAAAAGUUUACCACAAGGAGACAGAAUUGUUAUCAAUGUUGAACGGCGAACACCAAUGAUGGACAUUCUGGUCAACAUCGCAACUCAGUGUAAAUUCAACGCUUCAAAGUAUCGGGUUAAGGUCGAUAGUUUUUCCUUCCAAGCAAGUACACCCAUUGGUUCACUCGAUGUCAACACAAUCGCGAUUGUACCCAAGCCCGUGAAGGCGAGUUUCAGAUCGACCGCAGGAACAAGUGAAAUGAAUUUACCCCAAUCGAUGCCAUCAUCUUCUUCAUCAGUCAUCUACUCGAUUCCAAAUAAACAAAGAUCUGCAACAUUGUCUACACCCUUGAUGAAUGUUAAAGUAAAUGAGAACCAAUCAACUAAUUUAAAUUCUAAUCAUCAGGGUUUACCUUUCAUAUCAAAUGUGCCAUUCAAAACAACCUUCAGAUUACAAGUUAAUUUACCAAGAAAUCAAUUGAUGGUUCUUCGUGUUUCUCCUGAAUCAACAAUCGCUCAAAUUAAGAGUAAAAUUUGUGACGAGAAAGAACUCGACUCAUCAAAGUUUCAUUUAAUUGCGAAGAAUGAAAAAGAAAUGCUCAUUCUUGAUUCGAUUAAAUGUUUAGCCGAUUAUGGAGUUAAUGAAGUUACCUUGAUGUCAACUAAUCUUCUAACUAAGACUCAUAUGGAACAAUCGACUUCUCGUCAUCUCGUCAACGGUAACGAUGAAAAUCAACUGCAGGAUCUCAAUAAUUUAAAGGAACAAUCAGCUAAUCAAGUAGCAAUUAAGAUGAAUAAAGGAGGCAAGAAGAGAGCGGCUCCUUUGCCUCCCAAAAUAUUGAAUGUCGAUGAUGUAAAGAUUGGUUCUAAUGAGGAACCGAUUGAAUGUGAAGAAAAUAAUUCCAUGGACAAUGUUCACUAUCGACAGGAUUCGGGGUCUGAUUCUAGUGGUUACCAUGAAUCAAUGAUCUCUUCUGAAUCUCACAAAUCGUUAUCAGAGGGUUCGAAUCGCCUCGCAGGUCAGAAUAAAUUGAAUCGCAAAGAGAAUAUGAGAAAGGGGAUUGUUAAAAAACGCAAGGCUCCUCUUCCACCUGAUUGGAGAGAUAAAAGUGAAAUAAGUGAAUCAGUUGAUUGUUCGAGUGAUGUAAGUGUCGCUCUUUCAGCUUCUUCCGGUUCAAGUAGACAAAGUAAUUAUCGAGUCCUUGGUGGAAGAGCAUCAAGUAGAGACAUUCAACCGGAAGAUGAACCUUCAUUCACUUUGGUUUCAGAAUGUAACGAUUUAGAUGCUGCGAUUCUGAAAGCAAGUGAUUCAGCUCCAAUUCCUAGUCCUGACUCAGGAACUUGUUCUCAUGUCCCCAUGGAUGAAGAAAAGAGUAAUGAUGGAAUCACUCAGUUCCCUGGAAGUGGAAUCAUGAGUGAUUCAGCCAUUGGCGAUACAAUUAUUGAGGAAGCUGAGAAUGAGUUAGAACAAGAAAGUUUCAGUUAUGAGACAAAUAAACGAUUAUUGAUGAAACCACUUUCAUAUUCAUCGACUUCAUCGCUAAGAUUUGACCGAGAUUCUUGUAAAACUAUAAAUAAGCAAAUCGACACAAUUCAAGAAAUGGAUUCACCGACAUUGGCGAAUGGAAAAUAUCUAAGUUAUUCUGAAAAAUCGUUGAAUUCAAAUUAUGAGCAAUUCGAUGAAACCGAUUAUCCAAAAAGUAUUUCAAAUGAAAAUCAAUUAUCCCCAAGUAUCAUUCUCGAUAACGAACCAUUGAAAGAGGAGGUCGAGCCGGACACGAAUGUUACACCAACCAUUUCAAGUGAAAGUGGUCUCAAAGUGAAUGACCAUGAAAGUGAAAUACUUACUCAGGAAUCAACAUGUAGACCAAAUAAUCAUUUGAAUAUAAAUGAUGAUAAUUGUGAGAAAUCAGUUAAGAAUAGCGAUGAAAUUUCUCCAGAUGAAUUUGAAGAAUCAAAUGAAAGAGAAACAUCGCUUUCGUCUUCAAUUGGAACCAUUUCAAUUGAAGAUCAAGAAGAUGGAACGAGUAACAAUCAUAAAGAUUUCUCAUCAGAUGCCAAUCAAAUAGAAGAAGAAUCUUCCAUAGAAAGUACAAGGACGCCCACAAUUGUUUCCGAAAUGAAAACAAUUAUGAAUGGAGAAACUGAUUGUCACAAGAAUGGAAAUGAAAAAAGAGACGAUUGUUUGUUUGGACAGGACGUCAAGACAAGGACACCGAGAAUUGAUCAGAAUAAUGAUCCUGAAGAUAAUGGUGACAGUGUUUCAAGUGAACUUGUUCGUGACUUGUGUCGUCCACGAGUUAGACUUACGAAUUUCAAGAUUGGCUCUUAUAAAGAAAUCGAAAAUUUGGACAUUUAUCAAUCCAACAACUCGAAUGAUUUCAAGGAGAGAUUUGAUUCAUCAAAUUGUGAUGCAGUUAAACCAGUUAUCGUAACUGCAUCAUUUAAAAACGUCAAUUUAUCGGCUUGUAAUGAGUUCGGUCAUAACAACGUCAACACUAAAUCAACCAAUUCAUCUCAGAACAAAAUCUCAGUGAUGGCUCCACAGCCUUUCAAGCUGAAUAGACUCGCCUCUUGGAGUGGAACUGACACCAAAAGCUUUCGCCAGGCUUAUUCAAAUGUUUCUAAUUGCAUUGAAGACAGGGAAACAAUAGCUGAAAAGGCUGAAAAAAUUGAGAAAGUUCUGAGAAUCAGUAGGCACAAAGAUCAAUUAUCUUGUCUAAAUAAUGUUGAUAAUGUUUCUCAUGAGCCUUCCAGAGGCUCAGCCCACGAGUCUCAAACUGUUAAUAUCUCAAAUUCAAGUCAUCGUUGUGUCUCUCAAAUUGAACUAAAUGGCGACUCUUCAAAAGUUUCUAUUCGUAAUACAGUGACAACAAUCAAAGGAAUCAACAAUUUGGGUGAAUCUCCAAUUCAAGUGACAACAUUUGUAAAAUCUAAGCAAUUAGAUAAAAGUGAUAAACAAACUGAACCAAAUCAACUUGGUAAACAGAAACAAUCUGAUGAAACUAAUACAAAACUUGAGAUAAUCAACACUGUUAAACCUUCACCGAAAACAUUGGCGAUUAAGGUUGAUCCAAUCAGCCCGAUGUUCAAUAUAAUUCCAACUAAAACGACGGAGCCAAAAGGUUCUAAGCCUAAAGUACCUUUGCCCGUUUUACCAUUGAUCGUCUCGCAGCCUCCGCCUCCUCCUCCACCUCCACCGCCUCCAAUGCCCAAGGCAACCAAAAUUGCGAGUAAAUUAAACACGAACGCAUCCACCCAACGAAGUAAAUCUAGUAACGACCAAACGAACGGAAAAGAAAGACCCAAUUCGAAAAGUGUGCCAAAAUUUAGAAAAACAAUUUUGAAUGUCGGUGGCUCAUCAGCAUCCAAAGGAGAUUUUCAUGAUGCUUUACUGAAUGAAAUACGAGCCUGUGGAGGACGAAGGGCCCUUAGGAAAGUCAAUAUCAAUCGUUGAUUCGAUCAAGAUGAACGAGAAAAAUGAUUGACUCGAACAUGUUUAACUUAUCUUUGCUUUAGAACUUGUUGUUUUUUUUAUAAUUGUAAAUACGAAGAUUAUUUCUCCUAAAUUGGAUCAACAAUUAUCUCGAGUCAGUCUAAUAUAAAUGAAGGAAUCAUAAUUUUAGUUAUUCUCACGAUACUAAUAUGUAACAAUUUUGUGCAAUAAUAUAAAAGUUAUUUGAUUAAAUCAAGUAGACAACGAGUUUCGUUUGUUUAUUUUUCCACAAA